This is a messenger RNA of Prunus armeniaca (apricot), 288 nucleotides long. The record is from the annotation of a GenBank genome assembly. NCBI's taxonomy places the organism in Eukaryota, Viridiplantae, Streptophyta, Magnoliopsida, Rosales, Rosaceae.
AUGGAAAAGAACAUUAGCCACAACUUCUUCAAGGUCUUAUAUUCUAUCUUCUCACAAUACACAACAAGAAGAAAUGGCUUUCCACAUCCACUCCAACAGCUUCCCCUCAAGGCCACACCCGUUCAAGAAGUCGAUGAACAUUUGUGUGGAUUAAGAUCCUUCCGAGGUCACCUCCACAUCCUCCUCGUCAAUCAGAGCCACAAGCUAAGUGGCCUCCAAGACUUGCAUGAUUGUAUUGAUAGGUUGCUUCAGUUGCCCCUCACUCAACAAGACUUGGCCCAUAAUUAA